Molecule: messenger RNA, 1793 nt
Organism: Diospyros lotus (date-plum)
Lineage: Eukaryota; Viridiplantae; Streptophyta; Magnoliopsida; Ericales; Ebenaceae
Product: ubiquitin carboxyl-terminal hydrolase 6-like
Exons: 18
Coding region: 92-1543 (483 amino acids)
Biological process (GO): regulation of proteasomal protein catabolic process; proteasome-mediated ubiquitin-dependent protein catabolic process; protein deubiquitination
Molecular function (GO): protein binding; cysteine-type deubiquitinase activity; proteasome binding
Source: RefSeq, a predicted model, not a curated record
UAUACGAGCGAAUGUGGUGCCCUUCACGGCAAGAAAACAGGGAAAUAGCGGACGCCUCUUCCGAUCCUGCCAACACCGAAGCUCUCCAACCAUGCCGACAGUGAGUGUUAAAUGGCAAAAAGAGACCUUCCCAGCUGUAGAAAUUGACACAAACCAGUCACCAUAUGUUUUCAAAUGUCAGUUGUAUGAUCUAACAGGAGUGCCUCCUCAGAGGCAGAAGAUUAUGGUUAAAGGUGGUUUAUUAAAGGAUGAUGCUGAUUGGUCAAAAUUAGGAGUGAAAGAGGGUCAAAAGUUGAUGAUGAUGGGAACAGCAGAUGAGAUCGUGAAGGCCCCAGAAAAGGGCCCUGUUUUCAUGGAAGAUCUACCAGAAGAAGAACAAGUGGUUGCUGUGGGUCAUACUGCCGGCUUAAUUAAUCUUGGCAAUACCUGUUACAUGAACUCUACGGUACAAUGCUUGCAUUCAGUUCCAGAGUUGAAAUCGGCAUUGAUUAAGUACCCGCAUUCUGGAAGAAGCAAUGAUUUGGACCAGUCUUCUCAUAUAUUGACUGUAGCAACAAGAGAUCUAUUUAAUGAGCUUGACAAAAGUUAUAAACCCGUGGCUCCGGUGCAGUUCUCCAUGGUUUUGCAGAAAAAGUAUCCACAAUUUGGCCAGCUUCAUAAUGGAUCCUUAAUGCAGCAGGAUGCUGAAGAAUGUUGGACACAACUUCUAUAUACCCUUUCUUUGUCUCUUAGGUCACCAGGUUCCAGUGAGAAUCCGGACACUGUGAAGGCACUCUUUGGUAUUGAACUUGUUAGCAGGGUGCACUGUGAAGAAAGUGGUGAAGAAAGCUCAGAGACAGAAUCAGUUUAUGCGCUGAAGUGCCACAUAUCACACGAAGUGAACCAUUUGCACGAGGGGCUGAGGCAUGGUCUGAAAUCAGAAUUGGAGAAAGCUUCUCCUGCUUUGGGCCGCAGUGCAAUUUACUUAAAAGAUUCACGUAUCAAUGGCUUGCCAAGGUACUUAACCAUUCAGUUUGUUCGAUUUUUUUGGAAGAGGGAAUCAAACCAGAAGGCCAAGAUUUUGCGGAAAGUGGAUUAUCCACUGGAGUUGGAUGUUUAUGAUCUGUGUUCUAAUGAUCUUCGCCAAAAAUUAGAAGCUCCUCGCCGGAAAUUAAGAGAUGAAGAAGGUAAAAAGCUUGGUUUAAAAACCAAUGAUAAGACCUCAGGUUCUGCGAGCAAGGAUGUCAAGAUGACUGAUGCUGAGGGACCGUCAAAUGGCAGUGGAGAAUCAUCUAAUGCGAUCUCACAGGAAGGUGUUGUACCCGAGAAGGAGAUGCACUUGACUGGAAUAUAUGAUCUGGUUGCUGUGCUGACUCACAAGGGUAGAAGUGCUGAUUCAGGGCAUUAUGUUGCUUGGGUCAAGCAAGAAAGUGGGAAAUGGAUUCAGUAUGAUGAUGAUAAUCCCAUCCCUCAACGGGAAGAAGAUAUUACAAAACUUUCUGGGGGAGGUGAUUGGCAUAUGGCUUACAUCUGCAUGUACAAAGCUCGCCUUGCCCCCAUGUAAAUUACUAUUUAUUGGAAUAAUCAGUGGAGGGCUUACUUGCUUUAUCAAAAACUGAUUAAAUAUGCUAUGACCAGUUUGUUUUAGAUUGUGCUUGUUUUACCCCUAGGCUAAUGAAUUUGUGGGCUAAGCUUUGGUGACUUUUAUGUGUGUGUUUAUGCAUUUCUUCUUUCAACUUAUACUAAAAGAAAAUGAAAAAUGUCGUUGGGACAAUCAACCCUUGAUUAAGGUGAGCAAUGAUCUUGUUUUCUGG